GGAAAACUAUUUUAAGGUGGGCGUGCUCUCCAGGGAGUCUUCAGGUGGCCCAACGCGUUUCUUUUCUUUAGCUCUUCCAGAGUCACGCCUCUAAACAGAGCACUGCACGCAAGCAGACACCUGUGGCCAUCCCAGGUGGUGGGAAUUUUCUGCAAUUCUGAGGUACCGUCUUUCAUUCAUCGCGCUACUAAAUUAUCUGACAGCACUCCAACGAGCUUAGGCUCCACCACUCGCGCACUUCCCAGGUAACUGUCUGUCAAACCAUGGCGUAUACGAUAAUGGUGGGCGAGGUUUCGGUCGCGAAGGCCAGGAGUUCAACGACGCCUUGUUCUCUGGCGCGCGUAGUGAAGGUGAGACUGUCGUCUGCUUCUCGAUUGGGAUGUGUUACAUUGCUCUUACUCGCGAGCGCGACAGGGUUACCUGGUUAUCCGUCUUCUUUUUUGAUUCGCGCUCUCGCGGAUGAGUCACAGGUCUCCUCAGCAUGUGUACCAGGAGAGGGAGUGACCAAGUGCACUUGCGCUGCCCAAGAAAGCACCAAUCCGAAGGCGCUGGAGGCGUCAUUUUCGGAAAAGCUAUCUGCCCUGGAGUUAGCCUGCGAACAACAAAGUUUCGCUCCCGAAGACCCGGACAACAAACGGGUGUGCCCAGCAGACACGUCCGAUUUCAAGGAUUGCAAGGACAAUCAAGCCAAUACAAAAAGUAUCGACCUCACAACCCUACUCACUGGCGACACAGAGAGCAUAAAGUGGGAAGCAGUUACUCGCGAGGCCCAAGGCACGACGAAGAAACUGAGCAUUCCGCCGGCAAAUCUCCCCUACACCGACCAAAGUUUCGCUGUCGGUUGCCUAGACAGUGGCAAAACCACUACCAAAUGCAAACUGACUGUGACCAUUGAGGCAAGAGCAAGCGUGACACAAGACCAGAUCGUCACAUGUGCCUACGGAAAGACUAGCAAUCAGAAACAUCAAAGCAUCAAGCUGAGCCCGUCGCAAAACAAGUUUACUCUGGUCUGUGGAAAGGACGGAGAAGUUCUCCCGACGAAAUACCAGAGCACGUUCUGUGUCCGUAAGGACGGAGUAGAUGCCAGGGCUGAGUGCAGCGGCAACUACACAGAUGUUAUCCCAGCUUACGAGACCCAGUGGUGGAAGCACGACGCAGCCCAGCACACAUUCACUUUGGAGAUUCCAGAGGGCGGUUUCCCUGAGAAAGAAACACAGAUCAUGGUUGGUUGCCAAAAGUCAAAGAAGGAUGCUGCUGGCACAGAUAAGGAGGUCAGAGAAGAAGCGUCAUCCGAAUCGCCGACAGUCUGCAGCGUUGACGUGACGAUUGAGGCUGUCGCGUCGUCUGCGUCUUUGUCUGGAGGCGUGGCUGGGGUGUUCUCUUGGUUUUGUUCGGUCGGGGCUUUUUUGACAGUGUCAUGUUUGAUGAUGUGA
Messenger RNA from Toxoplasma gondii ME49, 1433 nucleotides. It is a transcript of the gene SRS38D, whose product is annotated as SAG-related sequence SRS38D. NCBI's taxonomy places the organism in Eukaryota, Apicomplexa, Conoidasida, Eucoccidiorida, Sarcocystidae. The transcript has a single exon. Bases 264 to 1433 code for a protein of 389 amino acids. The record is from RefSeq and is a predicted model, not a curated record. Gene Ontology annotation, cellular component: membrane.